AUGGAAGUCCAGGGUCAAAUAUCAAGGCGCCCUCUUCCCAGCGCAUCAGCUUGUCGUGAUAAUGAUCAAAAUGGCUUAUGUAAUGCCUUAUUCGUUAAUAAUGAUCCUAAUGAUCUUGCCAACAAUGCGAAUCCGACCAAACCAUACAAGGUCCACGAGGAUUGUUUUAAAGCCACACAUUCGUCCAUUGCUACCAAAUUUUGCGCAUCAACUUGUGCUUUAUGUUGCAAAACACCUCAGUUCAGCGGCUGUCCCGAUAGUAAGUCGUUCUUUUCAAGUUUUUUUUCAAACGAAGGUGCAGAAUCUUAG
This is a messenger RNA of Dracunculus medinensis (Guinea worm), 309 nucleotides long. The record is from the annotation of a GenBank genome assembly. NCBI's taxonomy places the organism in Eukaryota, Metazoa, Nematoda, Chromadorea, Rhabditida, Dracunculidae.